CCUGUCAGGCAGACCCGAAGGGAAGCUGAGCGGCGCAUCCUUCCUCCCUCAGUGUCCAGUUACGCCGGCAUGUCACAAUUAGAAGCGACCUCAGACAGCAACCAGAACUAAACGGAAGCCUCAUUUUGUUUUAUUUUAUUUAAAGGGUAGUCAAGUCUUUUCCGGUGUCGGUCCACCUCAAGUUCACCAGUUAUCUGUUAAUAAUCACGGGCGUCCCUGCCAACGGAGAGGAGUGAGCAACUGCUCUCUUUCUCCUCCCGCCCGGAUCGGCGGCCUCGCGGUGCAGCCGACCCCGCUUCCCCUCCGCCCUGCCGGGCCCCAGGCCGCGCGGGCUCAGGCGCGCCGCGGGCAGCCCCGGCAGGGUCCUUCUGGCCGCCGGGCGCCGGGGUCCUGCCGCAGGUCGCCCGCGGUGCCGGGGAGCAUGGCGGCGGCCACGGUCGCGGGCCCCGGCAGGGCUCUGCUGCGGGCAGGCGGCGAGCGGCUGCUGGGGAGAGGCGUGCAGGAGCUGCUCCGGCCGCCGCUUGAGAGGGCCCCUUGCGGCCCGAAGCGCGACUUCAGCCUUUCUCACAGUCGGGGCACUGUCAUCGUGGAGCGCUGGUGGAAGGUGCCGCUGGCCGGCGAAGGCCGGAAGCCGCGCCUGCACCGGCGGCACCGUGUCUACAAGCUGGUGGAGGACACGAAGCACCGGCCCAAGGAGGACCUGGAGCUCAUCCUCACGCAGUCUGUGGAGGACCUUGGAGUCCGGGGCGAUCUGAUCUCCGUGAAGAAAUCUGUGGGCCGCAACCGACUCCUCCCUCAGGGACUGGCUGUGUAUGCCUCUCCUGAAAACAAGAAACUGUUUGAAGGGGAGAAAUUGCUAAGACAGGAAGGAAAAUUAGAGAAGAUCCAGACCAAGGCAGGUGAGGCGACAGUGAAGUUCCUGAGGAGCUGUCACCUGGAGGUGGGGAUGAAGAACAACGUCAAAUGGGAGCUGAACUCGGAAAUAGUUGCCCGCCACUUCCUGAAGAACCUUGGUGUUGUGGUCGCCCCACAUGCAGUAAAGUUACCCGAAGAACCUAUCACACGGUGGGGCGAGUACUGGUGUGAGGUGACGGUAAAUGGGCUUGACACUGUGAGAGUGCCUAUGUCUGUGGUGAACUUUGAGAAGCCCAAGACCAAAAGAUACAAGUACUGGUUAGCCCAGCAAGCUGCCAAGAGCCUGGCCCCCACCAGCAACCAGAUGUGAACCUGUUCUUCCUCCAAGGCAACAAGGCCAAAUCUGAGGAGCAGUGCAACAAAAAUGGGCGAGCACCCUGAUCUCACUCUGACCAGAUGUGGAAUUCAAGGGAAAAUACGAGACAGCAGACUCAACCACGUGCACAGAGUGAGUGCUCCGUACUUGCCGUUGCUGGAGGUGGGUGUUAGUCCGCUGCAUGGAGCAGCGCAGAUCCUGUUCUUCCUCCUUUGGAGCUUACUGGAACAAAUGGAAGAGUUAGCCGUUGUAACUGCUACUUGGCUCAGUUAUCGUCAUCCAAAUGAGGAUUUGUACCUCAGGCAGAAAUAAAGAGUUGUGUUCUUUUUA
This is a messenger RNA of Oryctolagus cuniculus (rabbit), 1561 nucleotides long. It is a transcript of the gene MRPL9, whose product is annotated as mitochondrial ribosomal protein L9. Gene Ontology annotation, cellular component: ribosome. Gene Ontology annotation, biological process: translation. Gene Ontology annotation, molecular function: structural constituent of ribosome. The record is from RefSeq and is a predicted model, not a curated record. Lineage: Eukaryota; Metazoa; Chordata; Mammalia; Lagomorpha; Leporidae.